This is a messenger RNA of Venustampulla echinocandica, 1065 nucleotides long. RefSeq lists its product as uncharacterized. NCBI's taxonomy places the organism in Eukaryota, Fungi, Ascomycota, Leotiomycetes, Helotiales, Pleuroascaceae. The record is from RefSeq and is a predicted model, not a curated record. The coding region runs from base 1 to 1065 and encodes 354 amino acids. The transcript has a single exon.
AUGAGCUCCUCAAAAGACAAAGGAAAAGGCCCCCAAAAGCCCACAGACAAUGACAACCUACCACCCAACGGACCACCAUCACAAGAUCAAGAUCCCUCACUGCUCUCUCGGAUCACAGCCUCGGCAAGCACCCUCUCCCGCAGCGCUUUCACCGGAGCUCCAACCAGGAAUGAACUGCACGCCACAGCGCGCUCUGCCCUCCCAGGUGGAAACAAAACAUCAUCGUCUUCCAACAUCCCCGGGGGAAGCGGAAGCGGAAGUUCAGCAUGGGCUGAAAGUUCGCGAGCCCAGCAGCAGCCGAGUCAUCUGCGGGAAGGGGGUUUUCGAGGAGUAGGCGACAGCGAAGCCCACACUUCCCUAUCCGAGCAGGAGUUUUCUUCAUUUCUGGAUGGGAUUGAUUCUUUUACGCCUUCUUCUCUUUCUGAAGAGAAAAUUACCGGCCUUGGUGGAGAUGAUGCUCUUAAACCUAACUGGGAUGAGAACCAUAAUGCUUUAGUAGAUGCAUGGAGUAGAUCACAACACCCUCCGCUAACCAGCAAUUUGCAAAACAACCAUGAUGUUGGGACGACAGUGCAGGAGCAGCAACUUCGGGAUGGCGAAGAAGUCCUAGCCAUAUUAUCAGCCCCCGAUUUUCUCAUGGAGGAACAAUUCUCACUUCCUUCAUUGGAAGACGAAUCCCCACCCAAUUGGGGACUUUCCCACGAGCAAAUCUCUCAAAUCCGCACCCUAAUGAACGAGAUAUUUCCUCCUGAGCCUUCGCAGCAGCACGUUGAGAUAUCUGCCGACCAUCCACUUAAUCUAGCCCCUGCCUUAGAGAUGUCGGGCUUGGAAACUCAGGACGAGGCUCUGCAGGCGAGAGAACACUGGCGUGAGCAAUGGGAGGGUGUGCUGACGCGGUAUACUGAUGAGGUCUGGGGAGAGUUGUUGCCGUUGGUGAAGGAAGCGCGGAAGGAGGUUGAGGAAAUGAGGGAUGAGCAGAAACCAAUGGAUGAGACUCCGAAGGCGCUGAGGCGGUUAGGUGCUAUAUUGGGGCAUUUACGGAAUAAUGAUGGGUCACGGUUAUAA